AGCAUCGGUCCCUUUCCCUGUUAAUCCAGCCGGCUUGUGCCUCUGUGCAUUGCUGUACUUUUGCAAUUUGAUGAAUUCCCAAUGGAUGGGAGAACACAUCACAUUUUAAAGCAGUAACUUGGGACUCUUUGGACUUACCGCCAGUGGGAGCUUCACAUCAGAGCCUCUGGUUCAAAGGUGGAACUCAGCUCCACGACACUUGUGGAACAAAUGAUGAAGUCCCAACGAGGCAAGGCAACCAUGCUGCUGUCCAUCGCUCUCUGCCUCAGCCUAGCCCCUAUGUGUUUCGGAGCUGCAAUUUCUGUUUCAUGUAAUUCCAUCUACAAGAGUUUUGCUCAGUGUUUACUCACACUUGGAGACAGUUUGGUCGAAACACAAAAGGACCAGAGCACACAGGACAUUGAUGCAAUCUGCAGGUCCUGGAAUGCUUUCCAUGUUUGUGCCAACUCAGCCUUGGUCGGCUGCCCUGGAGAUGCAGCAGCCGUCUGGGAGUCUUUAAGACAAGAGUCCAGGAAGACACAGUUCUCUGGAAACCUCUAUGACAUGUGUGCCAGCCGCACCACCUUCCCACCCAGCACUGUGCCUACACCCCAGAGCCCUCCCACCUCUGACCAGACCAACCAGGAAACACUGAAAGGGCAAACAAACCAGCACAGUCCCACCUUCAGCACACUGAUGUUCCCUGUAUGCAGCACGUUACUACUGCUGCUCAGGAGUUAGUUAACCCAUCUAAGUCUUUUAAUCAGACAGGUCGUCAGUGUCCUCCUCCCCCCCAUAUGAUCCAAACACAUGAGGGAGAACACUAUUCACGCUCAAUCAGGCUCAUCAUGAUUACAUAUUGGUCCUAAAAUAAGGAGUUAAAUACUGGAUCAAAAUGAAACAUUUGGUUCAGUGUUUCUUACCUAGAGCAUUUAGGCAUUAAAUAAAUAAUGUUGAGAUCAUCACAUACCUUGCAAGUUACUUUCAUAUUUAAAUGAAGCACACUGGUAGCUGUCAACUAAACUGUGUGGAUGAUUGAUUGUGAUUCAAUUCAUAUUUUGUGCUUUUGUUUGGUCUUAUUUUAGAGGUUGGAGUAAGAAACAGUUAAUGUAGGGAGAGAAGAAAAAGACAACUCACUGAGAUCACUUAUCCAAAAGACAAAUCUCAGAAAAUUUGAGCAAACAUGUGUUGUAAAGACUUUUUUUUAUCACUACUGUGUCCGUAAUACUGCAUGAAAUUGUUUUUCAGGACAAAAGAGAUUUUAAGGGAUGCCAGGUGUUCAGAUGAGCUUGUGAUCCAAUCAGGUGUGAUCCAGAGUAGAGAAUUCUUACAGGGUGUGCAUCUGUGUUUGUGUGCAGUUUAAUUUAUCACCUUGUUUGACCAGUUUAACAUCACACAAUUUCAAAUAAGAUUUCUGUGUGGGAGCAUCACACAAUUGCAUUGCAAAUAGUGUGUGCAUGAUUUUGCAAAAUGACAUCACUUGUUUACACUGUCAUUUCAUUGGCCCCCUUGCAGUGGUUUUCCGUUGCUUCUUUAAUAUGUUGCUUUUUCUUUUCUGAACUGUUAUGUGCACUAAUGUUUCACUUCAAUCAAUUUAAUAACUUUAUGCAUCCCCUGUUUGGCAAUUAAAAUGAUACGUAACAGAGCACACACACAAUAAAACACAUGGGAAUUAAUACAAAAUAAUACAAAAUAAUCACAAAGUACAAGUGCAAGGGCAUCCUAUUAAAGAGGGAGAAAUUGUUCUCCAAGUUCCAUCCUUUUAACAUUAACGGUUGCUGUAAUGUUAUUUAAUGUUGUACAACUUUUCAUUGAUAAUGAGCUGUUAUGAAAUCAUCAACUGCAUUUUAUUCACUGUUUUUCACAUUACCAAUGUAUUUACUGUAUUAUAUUCUGUUUUUUGUUAUUUGCAGUAUUUUAUUUUCUCACAGCAGUUCAGAGUGGUACAUGCCUCUUUGUUUCACUUUGAUUUUUAACCCAACAAAAAACCUUAAAUUAAAAGAAUGCUGACAAACACAAUGCAGUUAUUUUUCUUUCCGCAACUGUUGCUUUUAAUGGGUUUUUGUGUCAGGUGUGUGUGUGUGUGUGUGUAAUCUUAAUACUCUUAAACUGUUUCAUAACAGCAGAAUGAUGAGCAGAUUAAUCUUAUUCGUCUACAGCGUAGCAGGUUGCAUCUCGAAACCCUUGAAAACAGUCUUUGUGCCUUCAGAGCAUGGAGCAUAAAUACUCUGACUGGAAAGUGAAUGAUGAUCGGUUGUGUGGCGUAUCGCUGUGUCAGCAUUGUCAUGAAGUAAGACUUGAUUGAACAUGACGAGGCCAGGUAUGGCAUUCAAAGGUCAGAGGUGAUAACUUCAUAACUUCAUUUCUGCAGCAUGUGGAAUUUAAGAAGUUAUUGCUGCGGUCACUGAAACCUUAGGUGGACAUCCUGCUUUAUAUUCUGCAUAAAGGCUCAUGUGUUACACUGAUUAAAUGCCACCAUGCAGCCUCUGUAACCCAAA
This is a messenger RNA of Etheostoma spectabile (orangethroat darter), 2477 nucleotides long. RefSeq names its product neuritin 1-like b (gene nrn1lb). Gene Ontology annotation, cellular component: plasma membrane. Bases 211 to 720 code for a protein of 169 amino acids. The record is from RefSeq and is a predicted model, not a curated record. NCBI's taxonomy places the organism in Eukaryota, Metazoa, Chordata, Actinopteri, Perciformes, Percidae. Gene Ontology annotation, biological process: neuron projection extension; nervous system development. The transcript is spliced from 3 exons.